AUAAGUUCCCCAUGACUCAAGCUCCAGCUUUGUCUCCUUUGUUUGCCAGUGACCAAAGAUUAUCUGGAACUCUAUACAGCACACAGGAACCCCUGGAGUCUGACUAAUAUAUUGCAAGUAAACAGAGGAAGCUGCGUUGAAGAUGAUGAAAGGAACAUGUCUGAACAUGCAGGAUCUUCAGGAGAAUCCAUCCUCAACAUACAGGAUUCUGAAGACUAUCCAGCUUCAAGAUCACCAUCAUUUUCUACAGUUUCAGGGUUAUCUGCCAAUGAUAGUGUUUCAGUCACAUCAUGUAUGUCACAUAGCCACAGUAUAUCACCUAUAGGAAAAAGGAAAAAAAUCACCAUCAUCCAGAAACAACCAUAGAUAAGUUUGUGAUAAGAACCAGCAGAUUACAAAAAGAGCCUCCAGCACUCCCACAUUCACCACUAGAACUGGUUGAAACUCGGAAUUUCCAAGACGCAGAAAACUGUGAUGUCUUGAAACAGUUUUUGUGCUGAUUCAGAAUGAAAACUUCGAAUGGAGAAAUGUCGUGUGGAAUGGAAAUUCCAAAAAAUGUUCACCCUCCACAUUGAUCAGCUCGCAGGAGGUAUCAUUCUUGGUGUGGCACUCUGGCUCCGUCAUGAUUCACAGACCACAAAUAUCCUGUACUUGCACCUAGGUGACAAGCAGGCCCCUAAUACAUUCUAUAUUGGGAUCUACAUCCUGAUUGCUGUUGGUGCAGUGAUGAUGUUUGUGGGGUUCCUGGGAUGCUACGGUGCUAUCCAGGAGUCCCAGUGCCUUCUGGGAACGUUCUUCACUUGCCUGGUGAUCCUGUUUGCUUGUGAAGUGGCUGCUGGAAUCUGGGGAUUCGUCAAUAAAGACCUGGUUGCCAAAGACGUGAAGCAGUUCUACGACCAAGCAUUGCAACAAGCGUUGCAACAAGACCCGUCAGAUUCUGAUGCAACUAAUGCGAAAACUGUGGUGAAGACCUUCCACGAAACGCUGGAUUGCUGCGGUGCAAACAGCAUGAUAGCCAUAGGCACCUCGCUCAUCCAGAGUGAUCUCUGUCCAAAGGAAAAAAGCUUCUUGGAAACUCUUGUCCAGGGUCGCCUACCCCAGGAUUGUCAUAAGAAAAUUGAUGAGCUGUUCUCAGAGAAGUUGUACCUGAUUGGUAUUGCAGCCAUUGUGGUGGCUGUGAUCAUGAUCUUCGAAAUGAUCCUGAGCAUGAUACUGUGCUGUGGCAUAAGGAAUAGCACUGUGUAUUGA
Emys orbicularis (European pond turtle) is the source of this 1248-nucleotide messenger RNA. RefSeq names its product CD81 molecule (gene CD81). NCBI's taxonomy places the organism in Eukaryota, Metazoa, Chordata, Testudines, Emydidae. The transcript is spliced from 11 exons. Gene Ontology annotation, cellular component: plasma membrane. The record is from RefSeq and is a predicted model, not a curated record. The coding region runs from base 520 to 1248 and encodes 242 amino acids.